Apus apus (common swift) is the source of this 5988-nucleotide messenger RNA. RefSeq names its product peroxisomal membrane protein 4 (gene PXMP4). The coding region runs from base 41 to 706 and encodes 221 amino acids. The record is from RefSeq and is a predicted model, not a curated record. The transcript has 4 exons. NCBI's taxonomy places the organism in Eukaryota, Metazoa, Chordata, Aves, Apodiformes, Apodidae. Gene Ontology annotation, cellular component: peroxisomal membrane.
GCGCGCGGCGCCGGCAGCCCGGCGGGACAGCGCUGCCGCCAUGGCGGGCGGCCGGGCCCCGCUCCCGGCCCCGCUCCCCGCCCCGCUCCGCGCCCUGCUCCGCGCCGCCAACGCCCUCCUGCAGCAGCGCCGCUACCGCGCCGCCCUCGCCGUCCUCAAGGGCUUCCGCAACGGGGCCGUUUAUGGAGCAAAAAUUCGUGCCCCACAUGCCCUGGUGAUGACUUUUCUGUUCAAGAGUGGAAGUUUAAGAGAGAAACUGAAGUCGAUUGCUCAGGCUACGUACACCCACUCCAGGAACUUGGCCUAUUUUGUGUUCACCUACAAGGGGCUGAUGGCCCUGCAGUCCCAACUGCAGGGGAAAAAAAUUCCAUUCCAUUCUUUCCUUGCAGCCUGCAUUGGAGGUUGGCUAGUGUUUGGUGAGAACAAUCCCAUCAACAGCCAGAUCAUCAUGUACCUGCUGUCCCGCAUCCUGUUCGGCCUGUCCCGCCUGGCGGUGGAGAGAGGCUACAUCCCACAGCCAAAGCAGGAUCCCUUCCCUCUUGUGGCUGCUCUGACCUGGGGGACAGUUCUCUGGCUCUUUGAGUACCACCACCAGACCCUGCAGCCCUCUCUGCAGUCCUCCAUGACCUACCUGUACCACGACAGUGACGUCUGGCACGACGUGUCUGACUUCCUCAUCUACAACAAAAGGACAGACAGCAAGUAGGUGGCUCCUGGGAAAACACCUUUGCCUGGGAUGGUGCCUUCCAGCAGCUGAGGGAAAGGGUUAUACUCUAUUGCUCUUGACUGGUGAUUGGUUUGUUGGGUUUUUUUAAUUAACAUCUGUCAAGCACAAUUGCUUAUUGUGGCCAGGCCAGAAUGGUCUGAUCAGUCUUGGCUCUGUGUAGAGCAAGUAAAUCCCCCAAGGAAAGGUGCUGCAGUUCUCUGAGAGUAAAAUGCUGUGAGAAUCUUCAGUUAAAAGAAGGCUUUUUUAAAAAAAAGAGGCCUUAUUUGCCCUACAAAUAUGUGGGUUUGUUUUUUAAAAGAAACUCAGUGUAGUUGUAAAAUGACAGCCUGACAGUAAGUGGGGAGUAUAUCUAAUCAGGGAAAAGGUGUUCUAGGGUUUGUCUGCAUCCUCACAGGACAGGAGUGUUUUUCUGUGCCCCCUGAGGUGUGAUGGGACCUGCUCAGGUCUGAAGGCAGGGGUGUAACUUCUUGAUUUAUGUGGGUGACUGGAAACCUUCCUUAAGCUACUGCAAGGACAGUUGUGUGCUCCUUGAGAGAGUUCCUCUGCAGUUUUCCCUCAGGGAGAGAAUAAGGUGUUUGAGAAUCAAACUGUUAAGUUUCUCUGGUCAAAGCCUGGCAGAUCAGGCUCAGAAGGACAAUUUUUGCUCGGUUUCUUUCAUGCACUUGGGCUUAAUCUAUCCAGAUGCAGAGUGUAGGAAUUAAUACCCUCUGUUUGUUUUAAGCUUGUUUGUAAAGUUUUUAAAAGCUGCUUGAACUAAAUACCAAAACCACUUGCAUAAUUGAGACUCCUUUGGAAACAGGCUGGGGCACAGGGCACGCCCUCAGCUGCCACACUGGGUGCUUUACACCAGCAGCACUUUGAACAAGCACUUUAAUUUUGGGGCAAGAUAAGCACAUGGGCUUCUCCUAGGUCCAGAAUCUACCCUCCACAGCAGUGACAUGUGUGAGCUGUCAUCCAACUUGGCUGUGUGUACCUGUAGUAGAGCCAGGUUGAGCCCACAGAUGAACAUAGGAGUGAAUCUUCCUCUUAAAAACACACUGCUGAGCCCCAGGAGGAGUGCAGCACACUCUGGGCUUGAAGGGAAGAUUGACUGGAUAGCUGAGAAGGAACAAAAACUGCUUUAAAUUGAAUAAAAUCAAACUGCUAAUAGUACAAAACACUUACACUGCCACAUAACACUAUAACAUUCACUUAAUGGUGUUCAUUAAAAUAAUUCCUGACAAACUGGUUUUCUGGGGUGAUGUUGCAAGAGAGUCAGUGAGCACCCUGGGGUAACCAUUCCCUUUUGUCUCAAUCAGGAAUACUUUAUUUGCUCCUUGUGUACCUCUCAUUUCAAGAAGGUUAGUUCUCCCUGUACCCAUCUGCUUUUCCAUCCUGAGCUGACCUCCUGAUAAUCCCACUGAUGUUGUUCUUCAUCCUUUGCAGUCUCUUUUCACUCCAGGCUCUAGCAGUUUCUUGUGUUUAGUGGUACAACUGAAACAGUACUGAAAAGUUCCUGUAACUUCUGAGUUAAAAAAAAAUAAUCAUCAUGAUUUCUUAAGUCAUUUUUCCUUGUCCUCCUUGUCCUGCUGUUCUGCAUCUUCUGAGUGCUGCUUUGCUCUUUAUUUUUCCAGUCCCUGUGUCAGCAAGUGGGAGAGUUAAGGCUUGUCUGUCUGGUGCUGUUGGAGGUUGAAUCAUGUUCUGGGUGUCUUGGGUCAAGUAGGAACAGAAUCCUCUGGCUCUGGUACUGAAUCUAAUGCUGAAUCUGACUACAUUCACUGUGAGAUCUCACCAUUCUUUUACAGCAGAUCUUAUAAACAAAUUUAGCAUCUCCAAGUAAGUUGUUUUUUACAUUUGCUUGAUCAGAGCAGUAAAUGAAGCAGGGCAUGGCAUCAUUCCUCAAAAUCCUGACAUAGUAGCUGUCCAUGGCACCUCCAGCUUCUGACAUCACCUGCUGUUACUGUUUGUACUGGAUCCUUGAAUUUGAACACCAAUCCACAUUGAAUCAGACAGAGCCCAGGAGAGCUGUGGAAGUUAGGAACUGAUUUCUUUUCUCAGGAGUGAAAUAUUUUGUUUGGUUUAGAGAAGCCUAAAAGUUCAAGUACAGAAAAAAUACUGAAGCUACAUGUGAGGUCUGAUUUCUUCAGCACAGAUUCAUAGAAUGGUUGGAGUUGGAAGGGACCUUAAAGAUCAUCUAUUUCCAGCCCCCUUGCAUGGGCAGGGACUUAGAAACAUCUUGUCUUUAUUUCCAGCACUGCUGGGUAUCUGAAGCAGCACAAGUGCUCACCCCAUUUUUAUGUCAGAAGCCUCAACAUUUUUCUAAAUAAGAAUGUUAACAUUCUGCAAAUAUUGCUGAAUUCUUGCAAGCUUUGAGGAGAUUUUGGAAAACCCUUCCAAAAUCUAGCAGCCAUGGCUUGAGAAUUUCUCCCUAGAACUAUCAGGCUUGCAAAUCCUUGAUUGUGUGCAAUUGUUGUAGCAAAAGAUGGUGCAGGCUGUUCCAUGAGCUGUGUGUCUUUAAGGAGUUUUAAGCCUUUUUAAGCCAUAGGUGGCAUUUCUUUCUCUUGGAAAAGCUUGAGAGUCCCUUAGACCCUGAACCAGUAACCUCAGAUUGAACUUGGAGGAGAAUUAGCUGCCUGAUCUGCACUUGUUUGUUCUGGGGGCUACAAAAUUCAGUCCAUGACUGACUGACUGAGCAGGCUGGAAUCAGGUGUCUGGGAAAUUCAAAUAUAUCUAGAAGGGCUUGGAGCCUGGUCUGGUGGGAGGUGUCCCUGCCUGGGCAGGGGGUUGGAACUAGAUGAUUUUUAAGGUCCCUUCAACCCAAACCAGUCUGGGAUUCUGUGAUUUUCUUACUGCUUGUGCAGCACUUCCCUGGCCAAGUGCAGGACAGCUGAGCUGUGUCUCUGUCCUCUCUAGAUGGCAACCACAAGCCACCAGUUCUUAGCAUCAACCUGGCAGCAGUGGCCACCAGUCCUCUUGGUUCAAAAUGCUCUUUUUUUUUUUCCUCUUGGGAAUCUAGCACCAGUCUCACUUCCAAAGCAAAUUGUGCCUGAGCCUCAAACCAUCUGUACUUGUGAUCCCAGAGGCAGCUGCCAUCCCUGGAAGACAAACUGCAGCUCAUCCCAGGUCCCGUAUUAACCGGGUCUUUGCAGACAGUUGGUUUUUGUGCUGUGCUGGGGCAGGACCUUAAGCUGCAAGUCAAUUCUUUCCCCAGGGAAGUAAUUGGAACAGUUCUUUUAACAGCCCUGGCGUCCACAUUGCUGCCCCUGUGAGCAGAUAACUGGGAAUGAACCCCUUCUGGUACCGAGGUGUUGGAACAAUGCGGGCGUGUAGUAAGGAACUGAACUAGAAGUAAUUUGUCUGAGUCAGACUUUUCGGAUACAUAAGUUGCACUCCCUGCCCCUCCCCCAGUGCAUUGUUUGGGGAAUGGAGUCCCCUGGCUGUGUUCCUUUUUUUUAUUAGCAUUAAAACCAAAAGAAACAAGAGAGACAGUUGGGAAGCCACCUGCAAGUCGGGCAAAUGUUUUAAGAAUCACAAAAGUGCCAUUUUCUUCCCCCUGGGCCCUGAUAGGUUUUGAAUUUUAAGGUGAACAUGGUUUUGUUUGUCUCCAUCGACUGCAUUUUACCUUGUUAUUUCAUCCUUGGCACCUGCCUGUGAGAGGCUGAGGGCCUCUGAAAAGGAGCAGAGUGUCUCAACACUUAGUUUGUCCAAAAUGAGUAUUUUUAUGGAUAAAACUGAAGCGUUCAUUUGAAAAUGAUGCUCCUUCAGAUUUGCAGCCUCUUUUGGAGGCGGUUGUAAAGGUUAAUGAAUCAAACUGAUCAAAAGUUUUCAGCAAGCCUUGAAGAGCAGGACUGACUCUACUGAUUAAUCAUUUAUUUAAUGAAGGAACAAAGCAAGCUGAGGGUUAUUUACUGCUGCUGCAUGCUGCCCUGGCAUACCCACUGUGCCCCACUUCUCUGUGGAGGACAGCUUGUUGCUGGUUCUGGCUGUCAGGGUGGCUGAAGAACCAUUUCCAGGCAAAUUGCAUUAUUUAAUAAAAGUGAAAAUGAAAUGAGGGCAUGACAUUCGGUUCAGCUGAGAUUUUACCCUGCUGUGUUUGAUCCUUUUCCCUCAAGGGGAGGGUAUUUCUGAAAGAAAAGCUUGUGCUUGGCCAAUUAGUGCCACAAGAGAAGUGGGUGCUGGGAGGUGUGAGGCUGUGGUGACAGUGUGACAAUGUGCUUGGUCCUGGUCACUGUCCCCCUGUCUGGGCAGUCCCCAGCCCUGCUCCAGCCUGGGGCAGGAGGGGAGGCUGCAGGAGAGCUUUGCUGUUGGUGCUGCCAGACCUCCUUGCCCUGGUAGAGCAGUUCAAGCUCUGCUUUAAACCAAGCUGGGUGAGGGGGGAGAAGUGCAGGGAUGACUUCUGGCUGCUGAAUUAGACAAAAACCUGGUGUCUGUGGGGACCCUUGUGACUGCACGUGAAGACCUGCAGCCAGCUGGGGGCUGGCACGGAUGGCUGGAGCUAGUGGAGCAAGCAGAACCCUGUGCAGAUGCCCUCAGAGGGGAAAGUGCUGUGCCUCCAACUCAUUUUCCCUGCAUCAGCACAAACACGACCUUUGGAUGAUCCUCCAAGCCAUGAGUUGUUUCCUGUUGGUCAGGUUGUGUUUGUCCUCCUGGACCAUGCCAACCUGAGCAGCAUGUGUGCCAUUUUCUGACACUGUGUUUGAAAUCCAGCAGAUAAGGGAGGAGAGAAAACAGGGCGUGAUGCAGUGUCAUGUCUGUCUGCCACUGUUAAUAUUUUAGGGGGGCUAAUCUUCAAUUUUCAACCUGUGUGUUCCUGCCAGAUGGUUGGAGGCGGUAACUUGGUUUUUUUUUCUUAGAAUAAUUUUCAUCUGUCUCAUUUUCUUAUGAAACUGGUGUUGAGGAGGGGGAAAAGCAAUUGAAAUGCUUUGCAGGACAAGUAUUAUUACCUUGCUUUUGGUGUAUGUAUAUUUUGUGCUGAUAAUUGCUGUGUAAUCCAGGCCCUGAUCUUCUGCCUCUGUGAAGCUGAGAACAUAAACUCAGGUAACUUGAUGAUGCUGAUCAGGAUGCUUGUAGGGAUAUCUCAGUUUGGGGUUUUAAAACCAUGCAAAAGAGGGGGCAGAGGGUUGUUGGAGCAGCCCUGUCCACUCUGAGUUGACUUCUUGUGCAGCAUCAAGCCAAGACUUCCUGCCAAACUCACUUGGAGGAUAUUUCUGUAUCAUCACUCACGGAAUCUUACAAACCCCUCCUUUCUGCAAUCAUAAUAAAAACCUGAUUUUUGCUUUUUU